Messenger RNA from Rotaria sp. Silwood1, 3297 nucleotides. The record is from the annotation of a GenBank genome assembly. NCBI's taxonomy places the organism in Eukaryota, Metazoa, Rotifera, Eurotatoria, Philodinida, Philodinidae.
AUGUCUUCUCCACUGGUAUCAUGUUUCUUUUCACUACUCAUCUUACUUGUAAUUCAUCGAAUUCAUUGUACAAAUGUUAGUUUUGUUCCACAACCAAUUUACAUAACAAUCGCUGAUCUUCCACAACCUUUCGCUACAUCGUCUGCUUCUAAAGGACCUCGAAUCAUUCCUGUGCCAACAGAUCCUCUCCUCUACGUUCCUGAUGGAUUUACGGUGAAGUUAUAUAUGAGUGGACUUGUAUCACCACGUUAUCUUAUCUAUACACCUACAAAUGAUAUCCUCGUUAGUGAAUCAAAUACUAACAGAAUUUCAUGUCUCGUAGAUAAUGAUCAAGAUGGUUAUCCAGAUCAACGUUUAACAUUUGCUGAUGCAUCUAAUGGACUUAAUUAUCCAUUUGGUAUGGCUUUCGCUAAUGGAUAUUUUUAUGUGGGUAAUCGAGAUGUUAUUCGACGCUAUGCUUGGACUUCUGGAAGUCGACAAAUUACAGGUACGGGUGAAAUAAUAAUGAAUUAUGCUUCAAAUGGUCAUUCGACACGAACUAUUGUUAUAUCACCUAACGGUGAUCGAAUGUUUGUUAGUAUUGGUUCAGCAUCCAAUGUCGAUGUGGAUUCAUUACCACGAGCGUCUGUUCAACAAGCAAAUCUCGAUGGUAUUAAUCAAACAACAUUUGCUUAUGGCCUUCGAAAUGCUGUCGGUUUAGCGUUUCAUCCAAUUACUAAUGAUCUCUAUACAACCUGUCAAGAACGAGAUGGACUUGGUGAUGAUCUCGUACCUGAUUAUUUUACACGUAUUCAACAAAAUGAUUUUUAUGGAUGGCCUUUUGCUUAUAUGAGUGCAAACUUGACUGAUCCGAGACGGCGUCUAAAUAACGGAACAAGUGAACGACCUGAUUUAGUAUCACUUACACGAACACCUGAUGUUCUUUUUCAAGCUCAUUCAGCUGUACUUGAUAUGAGAUUUUAUACAGGCAAUCAAUUUCCUAGUCGAUAUCGAAAUGGUGUUUUUGCAGCAUUUCACGGUUCAUGGAAUAGAAAUAAUGGAACUGGUUAUAAAAUUAUCUUUAUUCCAUUUAACAAUAAUACGAAUCGACCGAUGGGCCACUAUGAAAAUUUUGUUGAUGGAUUUCUAAUCAAUCCACCUGGACCUGAUACAUUUGGAAGACCAGUCGGAAUACUUAUUAUGAAAGAUGGAAGUCUAUUAUUUUCCGAAGAUGGCAAUAACUGCAUUUAUCAAGUCCAUGCUCGUAUCAUGAAUACAGAUAAUCUUGGCGUUAAUGGACCGGGUGUUGGUGUUACCAACGAUCUAUAUGGUCAUCAUCACCUUACUCAUCCUCAUCUACUUCCACCUCAUCAUUCACAACAUCCAUCGACAAUCUAUUGUUCUUCAUCAAACCCUUAUACGGAAUUAUUUUCUCCAUUUUCAACUGAUUUUGUAACACCUCACGAUACUGGUACGAAUACUAAUGUACCAACUGAUUAUCUCACAUUACCAAAUUCUCUUGAUUAUGUUGUUUCACAUCAUCAUAAUCAUCAUCAUCAUCAUCAUCAACAACAACAACAUCUUCAUCAUAUGACUAGUUCUUCAAAUGGAGAACGAACAUCAUCAUCUGUUGGUACUGGUAUUAAUGGUUCUGAUGUAUCUCCAUCUCAUUCGUUUGCUACAAGUAGUGGUUAUUCAUCAUCAGCUGAUUAUUAUAAUACAUCAAUACUUAACUCUAAAACAGGUCUCAAUAAUACAAAUACAUCAAAUACAACAACAACUAAUAAUAACAAUACAUCAACAACAAGCACAAAUAGUCAUAGUCCAUAUGAUGGUACAUCAACAGCAAGCACAUCAUCACCACCACAGUCAACAGCAUAUUUAACUACAGCAGUUAAACAAGAAACAAUGAUGCCAACCCCUUUUGCCAUCGAUCCGCAUAGAAAUGUUAAUGGAACAACAUCGGCGACUAGUACUAAUAGCACAAACAAUAAUAAUAAUCCCAAUUUCGGUCUUAGUGUUGAUGAAUAUGGUUCUCCAUUAUAUCAUCCAUCGGCAGCUAAUGCUUAUUCAUCAUAUUCACCAACAGGUCUGUUACAAGCAUCUUAUCCAGUUGUACCUUAUGGUGUAUCCCAUGCUGAUCAAAUGCGAUUGUAUAAUUCACAAUUAAAAAAUGAGUUUGGUAUCGAUAUGCGUUUUAAAUUAGUUGGCAAUCAACGAGUUUCACCAAACGCUGAUGUAUCUCCAUCACAAUUAUGUGCUGUUUGUCAAGAUUCAGCUCAAUGUCAGCAUUAUGGUGUUCGAACUUGUGAAGGAUGCAAAGGAUUCUUCAAACGAACAGUACAAAAGAAUGCUAAAUAUGUAUGUUUGGCAGAUAAAAAUUGUCCAGUUGAUAAGCGACGUCGAAAUCGAUGUCAAUAUUGUCGAUUUCAAACAUGUCUUGCUGUUGGCAUGGAUAAAGAAGUUGUUCGGACAGAUGCGUUAAAAGGUCGUCGUGGUCGUUUACCGUCAAAACCUAAAAGUCCGAGUACAAGACAACCAAAUAGUUUUCAAACUCAAUUUUGUCGUUUCUAUAAUGAUUCCAUACCAAAUCCGGCCAGUCUUGAUUUUAGCAAAUUGAAUUAUCGAACAGUGACAAAUAAAGAAAGUUUAUGUGAAGAAAAAUUACUUGUUUAUGAUGCACUCAUACGUUCAUGCGAUAUAAUUAAACAAUGGGUUGAUAAAUUUUCAUUAUUUUAUUCUAUACAAAAUAAUGAACGUGAUCGUCUUUAUUCAAAUUGUUUAUUAGAACAAAUUGUAUUGCGUACAGCAUCACGUCUUGAUGGUGAUCGUGUUAUAUUAUGUUCAGGUAUUGUUGUACAUAAAGUACAAAUAAAUUAUUUACUUGGUGAUGUUGCACAACAAAUAUAUGAUUAUGCAUCCACAUUAAAACUUCAAAAAAUUGAUUCAAUCAUUGCAGCAACACUUGCAUCAAUUCUAUUACUUGAUUCAAAUAAUCCUGAUUAUGUUUAUCAUCGAACACCAUUAUCAUCAACUGUUACUGAACUUUAUCAAAAAAUAGUUGAUUCUUUGAAAGACUAUUUAAAACAACAACAUGAAGAUAGUUCUGUUUAUUUACAAUUAUUAGAACGACUAAAUGAUGUUAGACAUAUUGCACAUAACUUAAGAAAACGUUUGUCACUUUAUCGACAUUCAACUGGAUUAACAAAUUCAAUGAAUACAUUACUUGAUUUAGUACUUGAAUGUAAACCAAUAUCGACCGAUUUACAAACAAAUGAAGAUAAUACAACGUUACCAUUUAUUCAAUAUGAUCUAUAA